CAGGUUGUGGACUGCCUCGCAGACGGCAUGGCUUUCGGGGCCCUUGAGCCCUGUAAGGAGUGCAUGGGCCAGCUGGUGUUCAAGGGUGAUGCUUAUUACUGUCAAGGGGACAUCUCAGCCUGGACAAAGUGUGUGUUCAAAACAACGACUCCCAUUCGCAAUAACUGGAUCACCCCCAAGGAAUUCCAUGAAAUUCCCUUCCUGAAAAAAUUCAAGUUCAAGCGACAGGACAGGGUUUACCCAAAGGAGGCUCCUGCCGAAACUCCCAGCGCAGCCAAAGCUAAACCGCUGGCGAGUGCAUCCGGCGUCAAGACGGAGCAACUGCCAGAGGGAGCGCCUGCAGACAAACCUCUUACUGGUAUGAAACUGAUGAGUGUGGGCAAGCUGAGCAAGAACAAGGACGAUCUCAAGGCUUUUGUCGAGGAGCUCGGUGGAAAGAUUGCCAGCUCAGCAAAUAAAGCUUCUCUCUGCCUCAGCACCAAAAAGGAGGUAGAGAAGAUGAGUAAGAAGAUGGAGGAGGUGAGGGACGCUGGCGUGCGUGUGGUCUCCGAGGAUUUCCUCAAAGACAUCAAGUCGUCGGGUAAAGCCCUCCAGGAACUCGUCUCCCUGCACGCCAUCUCACCCUGGGGCGCCGAGGUCAAAGCUGAGGCUCUAGCUCCGUCAGUGGCCUCCAAGUCUGGAACGCCGGCUGCCAAGAGCACAGGCAGGGUGAAGGAGGAGGAAGGCAGUCUAUGGCAAACCAAGAAGAUGAAACUGACGGUGAAGGAGGAGGGCUGCGGAUCCAGAUUCAGGUACUGGGUGUUUCAGGUCAUGGGGAGAGUGGGUAACCACUAUCGGAGGCACAACUAA
This is a messenger RNA of Notothenia coriiceps (black rockcod), 849 nucleotides long. Its product is annotated as poly [ADP-ribose] polymerase 1-like. Gene Ontology annotation, biological process: double-strand break repair; protein poly-ADP-ribosylation. The record is from RefSeq and is a predicted model, not a curated record. The transcript has 6 exons. Gene Ontology annotation, cellular component: nucleolus. Lineage: Eukaryota; Metazoa; Chordata; Actinopteri; Perciformes; Nototheniidae. Bases 28 to 849 code for a protein of 273 amino acids. Gene Ontology annotation, molecular function: zinc ion binding; NAD+ poly-ADP-ribosyltransferase activity.